This is a messenger RNA of Vanrija pseudolonga, 2413 nucleotides long. RefSeq names its product purtative MFS-type transporterc. The record is from RefSeq and is a predicted model, not a curated record. Bases 570 to 2198 code for a protein of 542 amino acids. The transcript is spliced from 7 exons. Gene Ontology annotation, cellular component: plasma membrane. Gene Ontology annotation, molecular function: transmembrane transporter activity. Lineage: Eukaryota; Fungi; Basidiomycota; Tremellomycetes; Trichosporonales; Trichosporonaceae. Gene Ontology annotation, biological process: transmembrane transport.
GACGACUCGACUCCGGCGACUGCCGCCUCAGCCCCACUCAUCAUCAUUGGGCGAUAGCGCCCGCGUGUAGCGAUACCGCCAGCGUUCCUUAUCCAGACUCGCCGCCAGCGCAAGCAGACACCGAGGAGCGAGCCCGGCUGACCACGGCUACACCCCCGGCCCACUGUUAACGGCUAACGACUGACGCGUCGGCAUGUAAUGUUCUAUCAGGACGACAGACGAACGACGGUAUCACGGGAAGACCAAGCUCCACCGCCGCCGCUGCCGCCGCACCGCGCCUCCUCCCUCCGGCGUCCAGAUCCACCGCACAAGCCGGCGUCAGCAGACUGCAACAACAUUCAGUCGUCGCAGUAUGCGCCUCGGCACGACGCCUGCAGCAGCGACAGACAGCAGCAACAGCACCACACUUCCCACUCCCACCGGGUGUCGUGUAUGUGUACACACUUGAUCGAUAAAGCUCAAGCUCAAGCUGCACACAUGCAGUGAGCGGAGCGGAGCGUACAUAAGUGUGCGUGUUGUGUGCGUUGUCGCGCUCCUCCUCCUCCUCCAAGACAGCCGACACCGACGCAAUGUCUGCACCAGACCCCUCCAGCCUCCCGAUCCCCGGCACGCUCGUCCUCGUCGACAUCGACGGGCGCGCGUCGGGCGCGCACGCGGGCAAGACGAGCGACGUGAUCCUCCACCCUACGCCGUCGAGCGACGCCAACGACCCGCUUAAUUGGAGUACGGCGAGGAAGCAGGUCGCGUUUGGCAUGCUCAUGGUUUACUGCAUCACGGCCGGCUUUGCAGCCUGCUCAAUCUACUCGGUCCUCGUGCCGCUCUCGGACGCGACGGGUAUAGCUUUGGGCGACUUGAACGCCGGCACGGGAUACAUGUUCCUCCUCCUGGGCUGGGGCGGUAUCCUCACCCAGCCCUUCGCGCAAACUUUCGGCAAGCGCCCGACCUUCAUCAUCUCCCAGCUGGGCCACCUCGCCAUCAUCGUGUGGCAGGGCUACAUCAACGGCCCGGGCGACUGGUACGCCAACAAGAUUAUCCAGGGGUUCUUGACUAGCCCUAUUGAGAUGCUGGUGGAGAUUAGCAUCAGUGACUUGUUCUUCGCGCACGAGCGAGGCUUCUACAUGGGGCUGUACUCGAUGGCUUUGUUCGGCGGCAACUUCCUCGCGCCUGUAUGGGCUGGCUUCGUCAACGACGCGCUCGGAUACCGCUGGGUGUUCUGGAUCUCGGCGAUCCAGCUGGCGGCGGGUACACUCGUGCUGAUCCUGUUCAUGGAGGAGACAAACUAUAACCGCGGCACGACGGAGAUCUCCGAGAACCACGGCGACGCGGCGAGCACGAGCUCGAACAGCGAGGAGAAGAGCAGCGACAAGGACGCGCCGGCACUCACUACCACGCACGACGUGACGGCCUCCGAUGAGCGCCAGCUCACCGGCACGCCGUACGGCUUUGUCCGCCGCAUGGCCAUGUUCAACGACAGGUGGACGACCAUGAAGGUGUUCUACACGCAGAUGUACCGCCCCAUCCUGUUCCUGCGGUACCCGGUUGUGUUCUGGUCCGGGGUGCUCUACGGCUCCAGUCUGAUCUGGUACAACGUGCUCAACGCGACCGCGUCGCUCAUCUUCACCGACGUGUACCACUUCCGCGCGUCCAUGGUCGGCUUGACGUACCUCGGCCCGACGUUGGGCGCGGUCCUGGCAGCGGGGUACGCAGGCUACGCGGCGGACAAGUUCCUGCUCUGGGACGCGCGGCGCAAGCACGGCGUCCGCGAGCCAGAGGACAGGCUGUGGCUGCUCGGCCUCAACGCGCUCAUCCUCCCCGUUGGUCUGAUCCUGUGGGGCGUCGGCGCGGCCAAGCACAUCCACUGGUUCGGGCUCGUCGUCGGUGGCUGCCUCACGGCGUUCACGAGCGCGUCGGGCGGCGCGUUCGCCCUGAACUAUGUGCUUGACAGCUACAAGGACUUGGGCGGCGAGGUCGUGCUGAGCGUCAUCUUGGUCAGGAACACCAUGUCCUUUGCCGUCUCCUACGGCAUCACCCCCUGGGUCGUCAACAUGGGCUACCAGAACUCAUUCAUCGUCGCCGCGCUCGUCGGCAUGGUCGUCUACCUCUCCUUCCUGCCAGUCAUCAAGUGGGGCAAGGGGUGGCGCAAGGCCAGCAGGGCGAGCUACUGGGCGUACGUGAGAUCGAGCGUCAUGGGGCAUUAGCGGGGGGUGAGUCCCGGCCUGGGGGCGGGGUGGAGCGGGGCAUGGAUCGGGGCUUCCUCGAGCCCCCGCCCUCCCCGCCUCCGCCCCGCCCCGUGCGCAGCAGGUGGAGCUCGAUCUGGGCGCGUAGUUGGUUGUACCUUGGAUACAGGUCAGAUCUCGUUGGCCAGGCGGCGGAAGUUUGUAGAGGUUGAGUUGUAGAAACGAAUGCAGUGGUU